AUGAAAUUACUCACUUUGAACAUGUGGCUCAUCAAUUCACUCUCCUUCAAAAAAUCUCCUCCACCAUUUAAGAAGGAACGAACGGAAGGAUUUCUAAAACAUUUAGCGAAUGGUUUUGAUGAAUUUGAAAAUUGUAUUUCAGAAGAGGAAAUCUUGAUCCAAUCUUCAAAUGAUUCCGAGAGUUGUGAUGAUCAUGCCAUUUCAACAGACAUAGAAUCAUCGUUUGUACUUGUUGAACGGAAAAUUCCGAAAGAAAAGCAACAAAAAUCAGACAAGACAAAGGCUCACAAAAUGUUUGAUGUGGUUGUCUUGCAAGAGGUUUUUAGAUAUGGAAAUACUUUUUUUGAGUUGUUUGAAAAUACAUUUCAUGAAAUGAUUGUAAAGAAGGGAACCAAUGAAUUGAAUUAUCAUGUCGCUUUGUCAGAUCCUCCAUAUCCUUUAUGUCAAGACUCUGGACUGCUAAUUUUGAGCAAAUAUCCCAUCGUAUGUUCCAAAAAUUACGUUUUUCAAAACACCAGUUGGAACGAUUAUGUGACAGGUAAAGGAGUUCUGUAUGCCAAAAUCCACAGUCCACACGAGGGUGUUAUUCAUCUUUUUACGCUUCAUAUGGAUGCUCAUGACGAAAAUAUUCGACGAAGCCAAGUGGAUGAAUUGAUAGCAUUUAUUAGAGAUUGCACAUAUAUUUCAUACGCAAAAAGAAAGCAUACCAGUUCACAUCAACAGAAUUUGACAAAACACAAUAUAGUAUUAGCUGGAGAUUUUAAUAUUGACAGUUUAGUGGAUUUAGAAAUUUAUGAAUAUUUGAUGAACGAGCUCAAUUCAAAAAUUUGUAAAAACUACAUUCAAGAUUGUGAAUUCAAAGAUAUUUUCGGGAGUGAUCUUACAAAGCAUCCAAAAACUCACAGGAAUAUGUGUUUGGAUCACAUCAUUUACACUGUGCCCACUAGUUCCAAUGAUUUGAUUUUCAAUCCAUUUGCUUCUCGAGGGCGCAAAAAGUCUUCAAGAGAGCCAAACACAGUGGAAUCAACACAAACUUAUCAUAUUGUAGAUUGGAAUUGCGAUAUUGGGAAUGAUGAAAAGUAUCCCAUAUCUGACCACUUUGGAAUUGCUACUGACCUCAAAUUGUGA
Naegleria lovaniensis is the source of this 1128-nucleotide messenger RNA. RefSeq lists its product as uncharacterized. Gene Ontology annotation, molecular function: sphingomyelin phosphodiesterase activity. The record is from RefSeq and is a predicted model, not a curated record. Bases 1 to 1128 code for a protein of 375 amino acids. Lineage: Eukaryota; Heterolobosea; Eutetramitea; Acrasida; Naegleriidae. The transcript has a single exon.